AUGUCGAUACCCGAAAGUGGCCUGGUCCUCCAUGGAGUAGCUGCUAAAGACGACGCCUCGAAGUACGUGCCGGACCCUGCGAUACUGGUCAAGCUUGACGACAGUCUGCUCGAAGAUGUCAAGACUGCCUCGUCGAGAAAGGAGGACUUCCAGUUCCUGACGGGGAAUUUCCCGAGAAUCCGACUUGGAAAAAAAACCUUCGACCUUACAAUCUCGAACGAAACCUUCAGACACGAACUGUACAGUGCUUCCAGUGAGGCAUUCGGAGACCUCAGCUUUGCUGGUGUGGUGGGUCACCGGGCGGAGCUCAGUCUACCAGAGAGGAAACAAAGUCUGGGCAGUGAUGCAGCCCUAGCAGCUCUGCAGAACAGUUUAGCAUCGUACAAGCAGGAGAAGGAAGCAAAAGCCGUGAACAUCAGCAACAAUGUGGUCGCUGUGCCCAAACAUCGAUUCGAGGCCUACCAUCAGCAGAAGCAGGCCAGACGGCGAGGGCUCCUGGGCUCUCAGCCAGCAAGUCCUUCCCUCAAUGCCUCAAAGACACCGAACGCAGGUAUCGCGCCUACUUCGAUGCCGGCCAGUGACGCUGCGGCCAGGACCCAGGCGAUGCGGACUCCGCUCAUACAUCUGCUGGCGAUAGGACCGCUCUCACGGGACAGCAUCUUAGAAAGAACGCGGAUACCGAAGGACGAUUUGGAUGCAGUGUUGGAGAAGAUAGCAAAGCAAGAUCAGGGGAAAUGGCAACUGCUGGACAGAGCCUACAAAGACUUGGAUGUCUGGAAGUUUGGAUACGGCUCGCAGGAAGAUCGAGACCAGGCAGUGAAGAAUGCCAUACGAUCUUACGACAGGAUGAGGAUUGGGAAGGACGAAAAGCUCUGGCAGAUGCUGCUGCCAAAGGAGGACAGAGAUAAAGGCAUCAUUCUGUCGAAGCUGCACCUGGGAGCUGCACCAGCUGCAGGCCUGACACCGAACCUGGCUGUCAGUCCGCUGGUACAUGGAGAAACGGCAGGUGACAGCAAGAUUGCCAGUACCGCAAACACGCCACGCCUGGGGCCGUCAGCGACUCCCAAGGCCACAUCAGGGAAGAACGAAGGAGGAGCACUUGCCAAAAGAUUGUUUUCAAAGGAUCCUAAGAAACAACAGCAGCAACGUGCAAAGGAUGAGGCGAAGGAGAAGAAACGAAAAGAGAAGGAUGCUGCAGCAAGCGACCGAGAGAGCGGCAAGCCUGCCAGGAAGAAACAGAUGACGAGCAAGACGAGCGAUCCCAAGGUGAAGUCUGCAGAGUUUGUGCGGAGCUCCAGCGAUGAAAGUGAAGGCGAACUUAGGGAGUUGGGAAGUGCGACCAGCAGCAGCCAGCCGAGAGCAGCUGCAAACGCUUCACGGCCCCUGCCAAACGCGACCGCCAAGAAGACGGCAACGAUCAUGGCAGCGAGAUUUCCUAGUAGUGGCGAAGCCUCUGCUAGAGCAAAGGCUAGACCGUCUGCUACUUCAACACCCAAAAGUGGUGCAGCGACAUCGAAAGUUCAGCCUACGACUGCAAUCAAAACGACCAAACCCAUACCACCGGGCAAGAGCACUCCCAACGGAGUAUCAGCUUCUUCUUCGCAAGGUCGGAGUCAGCUGAGCCCGCAGAAACUCAAGCACAGGCCGACUGCUCCUUCUCCACUGGGUGCUGCUCGCCCUCGGGUGGCUUCUGACGUUUCAGACAGAGGCGUUGUUGGUGUGCAGCGCAUAAGGCAAGGCGCAGAAACACCAAAAGGACUCGGCAUCACCAACGGUUUCAGGAAGCGACACGAUACCGUCACGAGCAACGAGUCCCACGGCUCGAAUCGAUCAGAGAGGAUGUCAGGAGAAGCCAAGAAGACGACUUCAGACAAGACUCCAAGGCCUACCGUCAAUGGCACAGGUACACCAAAGUCACACUUGACGAAUGGCAACUCGCAGAAGUUGACGAACGGGCUAAAGCGCAAACCUGCAGACUCGCCCAGCCACGGCAACGAGAAUGGUCCUGCUGCUAAGCAUCGCAAGACGGAGUCCUCAUCGUCCCAGUCGCAAAAGUCGCAAAGUAGUGACUCUGCGGGAUCCAUCAAGCGACGGGACAGCGAUACCAGCACCACGUCGGAGAACAAAUAUUCGGAGGACCGCGACUUGAGGUUGAGCUUCGAGAGAGGUGUCGACUUGGCUGCCGUCUUCAACAAGCAAUAUCCUCUGUACACAAAGAUGUACGAUGAGCAAUGCGCUAUGGAGAAGCGAGGGGAAGUGGUGCCUUUGGAGGACAGGCAGAGAUUUGGCAAGAUGCAUCGCAGGCUGGCGCAGAUGAAGCGGGAGAUUCAGUCGGCGAGCACGAGAGAGCACGAGGGUAGUCGCUGA
Fulvia fulva is the source of this 2367-nucleotide messenger RNA. RefSeq lists its product as uncharacterized. Lineage: Eukaryota; Fungi; Ascomycota; Dothideomycetes; Mycosphaerellales; Mycosphaerellaceae. The record is from RefSeq and is a predicted model, not a curated record. Bases 1 to 2367 code for a protein of 788 amino acids. The transcript has 2 exons.